AUGGAGGAAGAGGCCAAAAAGCCUGUGUGCUUAAUAAUUUUAGGCAUGGCAGGAGCGGGUAAAACGUCGUUUACAAGACGAUUAGCAGGAAAAGUCAUUAAUGGUGCAAGGCCCUAUUUAAUAAAUUUAGACCCGGCUUGUCGAGAAGUGCCAUAUCCAGCUAAUAUAGAUAUAAGAGACACAGUAGAUUAUAAGGCAGUUAUGAAACAAUAUGGAUUAGGACCAAAUGGUGGAAUUGUCACUGCUCUGAAUUUAUUCUCAACUAAGUUUGGACAAGUUAUAGAUCUAAUAGAAAAAGCUGGCAAGAAACAUAAAUAUUGUGUUAUUGAUACACCAGGUCAAAUCGAGGUAUUCACAUGGUCAGCAUCAGGUACUAUAGUUACAGAGACCUUGGCAUCAUCGUGUCCCACAGUAGUUGUAUACGUAAUGGACACAGUAAGAAGUGUAUCACCUGUCACAUUCAUGUCUAACAUGUUAUAUGCAUGUUCGAUUCUGUAUAAGACUAGGUUACCUUUUAUUGUUGUUAUGAAUAAGACAGAUGUAGUUGAUAAUGCCUAUGCAGUGGAGUGGAUGAGAGAUUUUGAAGCUUUCCAAGAAGCAUUAGAUUCAGAAGAUAGUGGCGAAGGCAGUUCUUACGUAGGGAAUCUCACUCGGUCUAUGGCACUUGCACUGGAUAAUUUUUAUACUGAUCUAAAAUGUUGUGGAGUUAGUGCUCAUACAGGAGAUGGAAUAGAUGAAUUCUUCAAGUUAGUUGAUGAAGCUGCAGAGGAAUAUGAAAGAGAAUACAAAGCGGAUUGGUUAAAAAUGCGUGAAGAGAAGCUUGCAGCAGAGAAACGAACAGAAGAAGAAAGAAAGAAUAACUCUGACACUAAUGAUGCGGUGUUAGAAAAGAGCAAACUUAUUGAAGAAGUGAUGGGUGGGAGGGAGAUAAGUGAUAUGUAUUUGAAGCAUCCGGGAAAUGAGAGUUCCAGUGAUGAAGAGGGUGAAGAACACAAACCAGAUAUUGAUGACAAACCAGAAGAUGUCCUAGCAUUUCAAGAGUUUAUUAAUAAACAUGUAAAACCCAAUCAUAGUGAGAGCAAAACUUGA
Molecule: messenger RNA, 1089 nt
Organism: Pieris macdunnoughi
Lineage: Eukaryota; Metazoa; Arthropoda; Insecta; Lepidoptera; Pieridae
Source: the annotation of a GenBank genome assembly